Messenger RNA from Dryobates pubescens (Downy woodpecker), 5976 nucleotides. It is a transcript of the gene KCTD5, whose product is annotated as potassium channel tetramerization domain containing 5. Gene Ontology annotation, biological process: protein homooligomerization; proteasome-mediated ubiquitin-dependent protein catabolic process. The transcript has 8 exons. Gene Ontology annotation, cellular component: cytoplasm; Cul3-RING ubiquitin ligase complex. NCBI's taxonomy places the organism in Eukaryota, Metazoa, Chordata, Aves, Piciformes, Picidae. The record is from RefSeq and is a predicted model, not a curated record. The coding region runs from base 81 to 908 and encodes 275 amino acids. Gene Ontology annotation, molecular function: cullin family protein binding.
CAGUUCCGAGCGGGACGCUUCCGGUGGGAGCUACGCCCCGGGACCUGUAGCUGGGGCGGACUCUUCCGGCGGCGGUGAGGAUGGCGACAGAGAACCACUGCGAUUUCCCGGUUCCCCCGAUCGGCGGCGUCGGCCUGGGAGGGCCGGGCGGGCCCUGCCGCCGGUGCAGCUCAGCGCCGCCGCCCGGCGCGGUGCCCGGCAAAUGGGUGCGGUUGAACGUGGGGGGCACCUGCUUCCUGACCACUCGGCAGACGCUCUGCAGGGACCCCAAGUCCUUCCUCUUCCGCCUGUGCCAGGCCGACCCCGACCUGGACUCCGACAAGGAUGAAACAGGUGCCUAUUUAAUAGACAGAGACCCGACCUACUUUGGGCCAGUGUUGAACUAUCUCAGACAUGGGAAACUGGUUAUUAACAAGGAUCUAGCUGAGGAAGGUGUACUGGAAGAGGCUGAAUUCUACAAUAUCACAUCACUAAUAAAACUGGUAAAGGACAAAAUAAGAGAAAGAGACAGCAAAAUCUCCCAGGUGCCAGUCAAACAUGUGUACAGGGUGUUGCAGUGCCAGGAAGAGGAACUCACUCAAAUGGUUUCCACAAUGUCUGAUGGCUGGAAAUUUGAGCAGCUUGUCAGCUUAGGUUCCCAGUACAGCUGUGGCCGGGCCCAGCAGUCAGAGUAUCUGCUGAUAGUGUCACGGGAAGUGAAAGGGGAAGAGAGAUGCUUCCAGAAAUGCUGCAGUGAGCUGGUCAGUAUUGGUUCUUCCUAUAACUAUGGCAAUGAAGAUCAGGCUGAAUUUCUGUGUGUUGUCUCAAAGGAAUUGCAUAACACUCCUUAUGGCACAACCAGUGAACCCAGUGAAAAAGCAAAGAGUGAGGAUGAAGAGACGGAUUACGAUAUGAAUGACUCAGAUUAAGUGUAAAUGCCAUGAUUUUGCAAGAACGAGGUUCCAGGAUGUGAAGACAGUAUUGUACGGUGACAAUUUUUUCUCUUUUAUUCCAAGACACAGUGAAUUGUCACACUGAAGACACUUGGCUGGAAAAAAAAGAAAAAAAUCUGAUUUGACAAUUUUCUGUUGAUUGGGGUUCAACCGUUUUUGCCUAUAAGCUGGUGUCAGCUGGCUGAAAGCAUUGCAAGAUUACAUACUGGGAAUAGAUGGUGUGGGAGUGUUUGUUAAGUUUUGGUUGUAGUGCAUGGUUGUUCUCUCUUGUGGGCUGACUGGCAGUGGUCAUUUGAAAAGAAAUGACCAUGCACUCCUAUUUUCCUCUGAGACAUGUAGCACUUAAUGUCUGGUGCUGGAUGACCCAAUAUUGAUCGGUUCGGAGACAUUUUCUUACUAAUCGUUGUAAACAUUUAAAGGACAAUGUAAUUGGUGCUACACACACACACUCAUUACAGCCCACAAAUGCAAAUAUUUGGGCCUACGUUGUUUCAGAGUCAGUGGCAGCCCCAGCUGACUGUGUUAUACUGCACAUUCCUUAUGGCUCUGUGACAUAAUCUAUUGUGUAAUGACAGCCUAGGAGAUCAACUGAAACUAGCAUGUAAAAAGUUACACAACAGGCAAAGGGUUUCUCUCAAGGAGGGGUGUAUAUAUUGACUGGAUUUAUAGUGUAUUUUAAUACCCAAAGGGAAGACUAAACUCAGAGAAAAUGGCCUCCUGAGUUAUUCUUGAUGUUCUUUUUGUUAAACCAGUCUCCUGCAAAAGUGAUGCUCCAGUCUUAGCCAGGUGUUUGAAAGGGGAAUCAAAAUUGGCGUGAAAUGAACAACUGAACAUUCUGUUUCUUCUGAGAUGUUUGUACUCACAUGUGUGUUUGUGCUUUUAUAGAAUGCCUUUGAGCAUUGAACUCUUUGGAUUAUGGUAGAGAUUUUCCAAGAGCUGGAGGCUGUACAGUAAUACAGCUGGCGUGUCUUAGGUUACUGUCCCUAUGGCUGGGAUUCAAAUCAACCUUGAGUGUGAGCACAAGGUCGUCCAGUUGAAAAACUUCAUUAUUUCAGACAUUCAGGAUACCUGUAAUCAAUCUUUCUCUUUCUGUACCAUUUCAACUGUGCUGUUAAAGAAUACUGGUUGAAAACUGCUGGUGCAGCUUUAUUUGUCCUUGAUGAAGGCUAAUACACAAGACUGGAGCUUUUUAAUACACUAUGUUUUGAGCAAAAUCUUUAGCACAUCUUUAAAACACUUAAUGAAAUUGACAGUAUAAGCCCGGGCUUAAUUGUCUUACAAAAGCAGUGGAAGGGAGUUUCAAAAAGCUACAAGGUUGUUUUGACUUCUAAAGAGAUCAGUUUUCAUUCUCAGUAAUUUCAGAAUUUAUCCAUAUACUCUUGGUAAGGUCUACUUGUGGCUUGGGGGUUUUUGGUUGGUUGGUUUUGGUUUUUAAAGGACUUGUUAUACAUUGAUAAAAGUUUGGCAGAAGCAAUUUGUAAAAACCAUUUCUACUAAGCAGGUUAAGCAACGGGCUCAUUGUUUUGUCCACGUAGCUUACGCUUGAAGGGUUUGUAAUGCAUUUUGCAACUUGGUCGUGGUCCGUGCGGGAAGCUGCUGGCCCCUCCACAGCAACGCAAAAUGUUUGACUUUUUUUAAGAUGUUAAAACUGAAUUUGAAUUUAUUAAAAAUGUAAUUGUGUAGGGGGGAAAAAAAAAUGUUUAUACUUUUAUACUUUUUUAGACACCCGUAUUUUUCAGCUUAAAUUUAGCACCCAAAUUGCCCCUCAAUAGUAACAGACUAUCUUGUGUAUCUGAAAGCAAGCAGAACAGUUGUCUGUGUUAACCGCAUGUUAAAACAUUUCCUCUGCUGCAGUCACUGGGGUUUCAAACAGUACAACUCCACUAAAUUCUCUGAGCUCCCUCGUUUAUGGAAUUGCAGCCAACCAUGAUGGUUUUCUUGAUGUGCUCUACUGAGUGAUUCUGCAUUGACCUCUGUAGAUUUUUAAUGCCUGAAAUGCCUGUUUCCCAGCGAUCAUUCUGAACGAGCGUUUCUGUUCUCUCCUAUCUACACCCAAAAAAGACAGAAUAUUUUAUUUCAUAAAGUGAAAUUUUCAAGAAUGACAGCAGCAAAGCAUGAGUAACAAAGUGAGCAAACUGAACAAAUUUGGAGUAUGUAAGAGUGGGUUUUCUAAGUAUGUUUUUUUUCACUGGAGAAGUUUCCGUGUAAUGCUUUUUGGGAUGCUUCUUGGUGAGAUAACAGCGAUCCAAUUUACAUUGUACCUCUGUCAUAGCCAAGUUUGGGGAAAUGAGUGGUUAAUGAUUUUGCACUUUGUCUCCAGUAUCUCACAAAGCUUUUAAGAAAGGAGAGGAAAAAGGUAACUUGAGUAGGGAGGUACCCUGGAAAUUAUUUCACAGAUGCUGUUGUUUGAGACCACCUGAACCAACUGCUUUCCUGUUCUUGCUAAUGUCAUCAUUGCUUUAAUUUUUGUGAACAUAUGAGGCUUUCACAUAGAUGGAAGUGCUACCCUAUGCCUUUUCCAAGGCAUUAAGACUAGAUCCCUAAAUAAGUUUGGGGUUUUUUUUACUUUUUUUUAUUUGGCUCUUGUAAUAUCAAAUAAAGUUAGCUACAGUAACAAGGCAAUUGCAUUAGAGUUCAAUCUAUAUCACCAGGUUUUGCAAAUACUGCUUCCAUCCUGCAGGAUGAGGUUUAAAGUCCUUUGUUCCUUUUCUGUCAUUUGGAGAGUAUUUGAUCAAGAGCGCUGCCCGUGACUAUGGAAAGCCUAAUGGUUCACUAGGUGGCUGUAGCUGAAAAGCCAUACUGCAAAAAUCUUUGACAUGAACGCUGGAUUUGCACAGUUCCUCUGUUCUUAAAACAGUGUUCCAAGUUAGAAUCUAAGAUCCUGAGCAUGAAGAAUUCCUGGCAGAAGAAAAUAAAGCAGGAAGGGCGAGAUACCAAGGCAUGACAGUUAAUCAAGGUGGUCUUGCAUGAAAAUGCAAAUUCCAUGAACAAUUUAACUUUCUUCUGUUUUGCUGUAAGAAUAUCCAGUGAAGUUUAGCCUGUUGUCCAUGGAAGAAGAGGUUGCUUCAGUGGAUUUUCCCUUAUGUUCUUUAAACGCCUUUGCACGACAAACUUAAUGCAAAACUUGUUUAAAAACUGAGAAGUUGAAGUUGCUUGCUUUGAGUUAGGAGACAGCAUAUUGUUGGCCGUAAGUUUUGUCAGAGGCUAAUUCUCUGUAUUGCAGAAGAUAUUUUUAUAUUAAAUUCUUCUGGCAUCUUCAAGCAGCAAUUAAAUCAGAGUUCAUCUGCAACGAACAAGUGAUUCUAAAGCCUCUAAAAUGUGUCACUUGGUCCAUAAUAACAGUCCAGAAGUAUAAAUUGACUCAGCAGCUCCCACAGUAAAUGUGAAAUAGAUACUACUUCUUAUUUUUAAACAAAAGACAAAAAGUUACCUGAAAUUUUCUCUGACUUACUGUGGAGUUCCAUGGAUUAUGGGUAAUUGCAGUUUGUUAUCCCACAGUAGUUUAAUUGUGUGUGAAAGACCUGUUUGUAUUUAGAAGCUGAUACUGAUUCUUAACUAAACUUUUGAGUCCUCAGAAUCCUAUACUCAGGAAGUUUGGCCAAUGUACUAUUUUCUCUUCCAAUGCAGCUAGGUUUCUUGUAAUGAUGAAAGUUCCUUUUGCCUUUCCUUCCUUGUAGUAUUAUUAAAAGAUAUUUCUUUAAGAAAUUGAUGUAUCCAUCCAGCUUCUGUCUUCAGCCUUUCUUUAGACAACAGCUGUGUAGCUCAAUUUCUAGCAAUGUGAAUGCAUGGUUAAGGUUGUUUAAGAAACAAGACUGUUUCCUGAGAUAACAAAAUUGAAUCAAUCUCUUUCUCUGAGAGAGGGUGGGGGGUUUUCAGGAGAAAAAAUAAAACCUAGGGGAUUAAACAAGAGCAAACUUGAUUGCAGGCAUGCUUAGGGAAGAGGUCUGCUAAGUAAGACGAUGGUGUUUCCAGCAAACUGCUUCUCAGAACAGGAGACUGUAUUUUGUGAACGUCUGUUGAGGUUGUUGAGAGCUGUCAGUCUCUUUUUGAGAGACACACUAAUUACAAAACACUGGGGUUUAGUGUUACAAGAAUGAACUUUUGAAUGCAAAAAUGCAAUAGUAUCUGAUUGAAUGAAACGACAUAGAAACUGGAGUAUAGUGGGUAUGGUCCAAACAUUCAGGUAUAUUGGAAUACAUUCCUUGGGAGGUACUGAGAGAAAAGUCAAGUACUGGGCUUGUUGUGGGGAUGGGUCAAGUGAAAAAGAGUCUGGAGAUGAAGCCUGGGAUUUUGUUCACUAGAGAUGCGAUAAAAUCAGAGUGGUGUUCUCCUAAUUUAUUCUCACUGCAUCAAAAGCAUCUGUCAAGUUUUUCAAAUUAAAUUCUUCAAUCAUCCCUGAAAGGUGGGGCCCUUGAAAAGAGAAGAGAUUUGUUAUGCCUUUAACAGUUCCUGUUAGCUCAGGACAGUAGGAUUAAAAGCUCCAGUGCUCAUUGGAGAAUGCCUUUUCUAACAACUGUUUUGAGAAUGCUGCCUGUUACUUGGUUUUAGUUUAGACUGCAGUUAUCUCCAGCUUUGAGGACAAUCUCAGGAUCUUGCCUGGGUUUGUGUGCAGAAUUACUGAGUCUUAAAAUAGUUUAAAUCUUCAAUUUAAAAAAAAAAAAAAAAAAGUGAAAAAAAAAGUGGAAGGCUUUCUGAACUCAGUGUUGUAGAACUUUUCUUUUGGGUUCAUGACAAUCAGGAGCUGUCUUUAAAGGCUUCUUACUGAACUGAGGCUUUAAAGGGCUACAUAGAUCUUAUUGUUCAGUUUACCUAAUGAGUGUCAGACAGAAGGAGCUCCUUCCAUUUUCAGUGCAGAAAUGCUAAGGGCUAAAAUCCUUUCCAGGGCUCAUCUGACAUUCUGGAGACAUAAAAUGUUUUAAAAGCAGCUUGUCUAGUUUUCCUUCAACUCACAGGCUCUGCAAUAAUGUUUACAAAUGGCUGAAGCAGUUACAGAUAUGAAUGAGUGUUUGUAUGUGGGGCUUGGACUUUUUGGUGUCCAGCAUGG